Molecule: messenger RNA, 2256 nt
Organism: Triticum dicoccoides
Lineage: Eukaryota; Viridiplantae; Streptophyta; Magnoliopsida; Poales; Poaceae
Product: hydroquinone glucosyltransferase-like
Exons: 1
Coding region: 47-1489 (480 amino acids)
Molecular function (GO): UDP-glycosyltransferase activity
Source: RefSeq, a predicted model, not a curated record
ACUAGCUAGCUACCACGGCGUCACGUCCUAGCUCGUUUUCCUGGUCAUGGCACAGGCGCCACACGUCGUCAUCCUCACGAGCUCCGGCUUGGGCCACGUCCUCCCGGCCUCCGAGCUGGCCAAGCGCCUCGCCGUGCACCACGGCUUCACCGUCACCAUCGUCACUUACGCCAGCCUGUCCACGCCCGGCCACUCCUCACCGCUCGCCUCCCUCCCACCGGGCGUCUCCGUCGCCACGCUUCCGGAGGUGUCCCUCAGCGACCUCCCAGCCGACGCGCACUUGGUGACCCGCAUUCUGACUGUCAUCAACCGCGCCCUGCCACAGCUACGCGACUUACUACGCUCCCUCCUCGACCUCCCGGCGGGGAUCACCGCCUUCAUGACCGACAUGCUCUGUCCCGCGGCGCUCGCCGUCGGCAAGGAGAUGGGUCUACCUGGGUACGUCUUCUACACCUCCAGCCUCAUGUCGUUGUUAUCGUUUCUCUACAUUCCGGAGCUCGCGAGGACCACCACCUGCGAGUGUCGCGACCUCCCGGAGCCCGUGCUACUCCCGGGGUGCGUGCCUCUACACGGCGGCGAUCUCCUCGAGCCCCUCCAGAACCGCUCCGACCCCGUGUACCAGCUCAUGAUCGACCUCGGGCGCAACUACCUCCUCGCGGAAGGUUUCGUCGUCAACACCAUGGACGCGUUAGAGUACGAGACGGUGCUGGCGUUCAAAGAGUUUUCAGACAAGGGCGUGUACCCUCCGGCAUACGCUGUGGGUCCAUUCACCCAGCGGCGCUGCCCCGACUCUGACGAGGCCAAGCACAGCUGUUUACGGUGGCUGGACAACCAGCCGGAUGGCUCGGUCUUGUACGUGUCCUUCGGCAGCGGCGGCACGCUGUCCACGGCGCAGACGGCCGAGCUGGCGGCUGGGCUGGAGGCGAGCGGGCAGAGGUUCCUCUGGGUGGUGCACCACCCCAACGACAAGGACAGCAGCGCGGCCUACCUCGGCACUGCCGCUACCGAUGCCGACCCGCUGAGCUAUCUGCCCGACGGAUUCGUCGAGAGGAUGAACGGUACAGGGCUCCUUGUGCCACUAUGGGCGCCGCAGGUGGAGAUCCUUAACCACGUCGCCAUGGGAGGGUUCAUGUCUCAUGGCGGAUGGAACUCCACGCUGGAGACCGUGGCGGCGGGCGUGCCGAUGGUGGCGUGGCCGCUGUACGCCGAGCAGAGGAUGAACGCGGUGAUGCUAUCGUCGGAUCGGGUGGGCUUGGCGUUGUGGGAGAGGCCUCCCCUCGAUAAGGACAGAGCGGUUGUCCCGCGGGAGGAAGUGGCGGCACUGGUCAGAGAGCUUAUGGAAGGGGAGAAGGGCGCCGCGGCGCGGAAAAAGGCCGGUCACCUCCGGGAUGAGGCCGAGAUUGCUUCGGCGCUGGGUGGGCCGCAGGACCGAGCCCUCGCCGUAGUGGCUGACAUGGUUUCCUUGCAUCGGAAGAGCCACGGUGAGUAAAGAGCAGGCUCCCUAAAGUAACUGAAUAAGAGGCAUGGUGGCUCAAGUUUUUUCUUGAUUUAUGUUUGUAUCGAUUACUAUAUAUGUAUUUUACAUUUCAAUAUAGAAUAAUGCUUUGUCCUUAGAAGAUAUUAUUAUUGUUGUUACAUAUUGUAAAUAUGGAAGCAAUUUUACAUGUGUGGAAAGCUUUGGGUCUAUCUAAGGUGACUCCACAUGCUUUGUGUGCGCACAGAUCGGCAUGGAUAGUAUUGGAAGGUAUCCAAUGCAGCUCUAGUUGAAAGCAGACAGAUCGGCAUGGGUAGUAUUGGAAGGUAUCCUAUGCAGCUCUAGUUGGAAGUCUCUAGCUAGUUCUUCGGAUGGUCGGUUUACAAGAGUCGAUUGAUGUCGCUUGUUGAUACAUUUGAUGGCAAAGGCGUGAAUUUGUAAAAAGGGCGAAACUAUUGUGGCACCCCCUCGGAUUGCUUUUGCAAUUGAAGCCCUAACAAAAACUAUGGCUUUGUGUCUUCUUCUAGCCGGCCACAUGAAAUAUUAUGGGCUAAACCAAAAUAGGGAUGUUAUAAACUCAACGCUGAUGCUGCUUUCCAUGAUGAUGGUGUAGGAGUUGUCCUCUGUACUAGUAUUGGUGAAGCGGUUACAGGUGCUGCAGCUCCUUUUUCUGAUAUCCUCAAUUUUGAGGCUGUAGCGGUUUAGAAAUGUAGUGAUCUCAUUGAGCACUUGGGAUGCACAAAUGUUACUAUAGAAUCGAACUCUUUGGAAGUUAUUAGUGC